AAUUUCAUUCGAUUUGCCUUCACAGCCCUAGUCACACUUGAAAGUCCAGACGGACUUACAUCCAAGAAAGCGAGGACUCAGAGCCAAUUGCGAGGCCAGGCGUAAAAAAUGCAUUACUGGGUUCAAGCUUCUUCCUCUGAUUUCAGUGGACCUCUUCCCCAACCUCGCAGUGGUCACAGUGCUGUUGUCGUCGGAAAGUCGAAGGUGGUCGUCUUCGGUGGUCUCAUCGACAAGAAAUUUCUAAGCGACGUCGUUGUUUAUGAUAUGGAGAACAAGCAAUGGUUUCAGCCAGAGUGCAGUGGAAGUGGGUCUGAUGGACAAGUGGGUCCUAGCCCACGAGCCUUUCAUGUUGCUGUCUCAAUUGAUUGCCACAUGUUCAUCUUUGGUGGGCGAUCUGGUAGCAAAAGGAUGGGUGACUUUUGGGUUCUGGAUACUGAUAUAUGGCAAUGGUCAGAGCUAACUAGUUUCGGUGACUUGCCUUCUCCAAGGGAUUUUGCUGCAGCUGCAUCUAUUGGAAACCGGAAAAUCGUUAUGUACGGUGGGUGGGAUGGCAAGAAGUGGUUGUCAGAUGUUUAUGUCUUGGACACAAGUAACAUUGUUAAAUUUCUUUUAUCACUUGAGUGGAUGGAGCUGUCAGUUACUGGAGCAUUGCCUCCACCUAGAUGUGGCCACACAGCAACCAUGGUUGAGAAACGGUUGCUUAUUUAUGGUGGCAGAGGUGGCGGUGGGCCAAUCAUGGGUGAUUUGUGGGCUCUGAAGGGUGUUAUUGAAGAAGAGAUUGAAACUCCUGGAUGGACCCAAUUGAAGCUUCCUGGUCAAGCUCCUUCUCCUCGUUGUGGCCACACUAUAACAUCUGGAGGCCACUAUCUCUUGCUGUUUGGUGGGCAUGGGACAGGUGGUUGGUUGAGUCGUUAUGACAUCUAUUACAAUGACUGCAUUGUUUUAGACAGGGUGUCUGCACAGUGGAAACGGUUACCUACCAGUGGUGAUCCCCCUCUUGCUCGAGCAUACCACACAAUUACAUGUAUUGGUUCACGAUAUCUAUUGUUUGGUGGUUUUGAUGGGAAGUCAACAUUUGGUGAUAUAUGGUGGUUGGUUCCAGAAGGGGACCCUAUUGCAAAGUGGUUGGCUGCAUCUCCUCAAAAAAGUCUUCACGAAAAUAAGCAUUUGAGCAUGGCAAAAGAUGGGGUUCAAUCUGCACUCAAGGAAAGCCAAAGGGAAGAAUAUGCUGUCUCAGAAUUACAAAGGAGGUUAGAAGUUUCAGUUUCACUAUCAAAUUCUGGGCUCCAAAUUGUAGAUGAGUUGGAAGAUGGAGAACUUCUUGAACUUGCAUCAGGAUUUAUGGGAGAUAACAAUGAACAGAAAAUUCAGGCACUUCGUAAUCACUGGAGAAAGUCUAUACCCAGGUCUACACCACUAAAGGAGCUCGGACCGUUGCUUCGUGACUACCAACGACUGAUUACUCGUCGUUUUUUAGCAAAAGGUGGAGCUGAUUUACAUUCCAUGGAGUCUGGUUUUCCUGGGAAAUAUGCUCAUCGGUUUUAUCAUAUUAAAAAUGCUUCUCAGCUACGAAUGGAUGACAUCCCAAGCCUGCUGGCAGAGUACAAGCAGCUGUCAUCUGAUUGAAGAACAAUUUGGGGAUCUCCGUUUUUGGCGAAACACUUGCUAUACAUUACAUCUCAUUCCUAUCUGGCUUAAACUCUCAACUGUUCACAACAUAUCUAUGAACUGAUUGUGAUAUAUGCUUUAUGACUUUUACAUGUGCUAUUCACGUGUACGUUUAUCAAUACUGUAAUGGGAAAUUGUUUUUGAUAGAGAAUACUGUAAUUAUACGUAAUUGCCAGGACUGAAGAAAUAUCUCAUGUGAAAUUCUUAUGUA
Molecule: messenger RNA, 1879 nt
Organism: Hevea brasiliensis (rubber tree)
Lineage: Eukaryota; Viridiplantae; Streptophyta; Magnoliopsida; Malpighiales; Euphorbiaceae
Product: protein GLUTELIN PRECURSOR ACCUMULATION 3
Exons: 16
Coding region: 109-1626 (505 amino acids)
Molecular function (GO): protein binding
Source: RefSeq, a predicted model, not a curated record